Messenger RNA from Dendroctonus ponderosae (mountain pine beetle), 2436 nucleotides. RefSeq lists its product as uncharacterized. The record is from RefSeq and is a predicted model, not a curated record. The coding region runs from base 504 to 1850 and encodes 448 amino acids. Gene Ontology annotation, molecular function: serine-type endopeptidase inhibitor activity. The transcript has 5 exons. NCBI's taxonomy places the organism in Eukaryota, Metazoa, Arthropoda, Insecta, Coleoptera, Curculionidae.
UUGAACCACAAGUUUCUGAGUAGGUUGCAAGCUCAAUUUUUUGUAGGAACUGACACCAUUAAACUCUACUACGAAACUUAGCAAUUCAAUAUAAAUAAUUGAGUCCAACAAGACCAACCAGACCUAACUCUAACUUCCAAGUUUCACUCACCAGUUAGCCAUAAUCUUGUUAAACUUACAAGCAUCGCCCUGUAAGUGCAUAAAUAGUUAAAACAAAUAAUUAAUUAACUUUGCAGGUUUUAUGGGUUUUUUUAUACGGUCCAUGUUGGCAAAUAAGCAAUUUCGGGAACCUUUGGCGACUUUUCGCAAUUCACUCAAGCAAAUCGUGCUCCGCUCCUAUUCCGAUUUACAGUUAAGUGCAACACUUCCAGACAAUUCUAUAAUUCCCAUUAAAUUUACCCACGCAGGUAAUUUAAAAUUAAUAAGGCGUCGCUCGCUCAUUGUUUCCAUAAUGAAUUCUCAUAUCUCACUGGAACUGAAUAAGGACGUUUAUUAAUUGAGAAAUGCGAGUGUUCACCCAUACUCUAUUGAUCGUUUUAUGCGGGUUUGGGUCUGGAAAAUGUCAAUUUUUCCGCAAUAUGAUCGAUUUGGUGGAUCCUUUUCAUCUGCUGCAUUCGAGGCAGGAAGCAAGCACUCCAGCUCCUCCUUCCCUGGAACCUGUGGUCAAACCCGUUGAAGUGGAGAAGGCAAUUUUUCAGAUUUCUGGAAAGCUUCAGGCUUUAUUGGGCACUGACAAUAACCAAGUGAUCGAAAACUACCUGAUUUCGCCCAUAUGCGCGAUUAAUCUUCUGGGCCAGUUUCUGUUGGGAAAUCGAGGGAAUGCCAGCCAACAUCUGGAAAAUCUGCUCGGACUCUCACCAAAACCAAAAGUUGCCAAAAGAGAAGUGAAUGUUGUCGAACUAACCAGCGACCAUUUGUAUAACGAAAAAGUGUACCACCCAGUGUUUCAUUGGAGAGUUCGCAAACGUUCCAGUCAACUUUCCAGGCCGAACCCUCAUUACCAAGUCUCCAUUCGGAAUGCGCUGGUGUACCAAAGAAACUUCGAUUUAUCGGCGUACUGGAAGAGCAACGCAGCCGACUUUUAUAAAACCCUCCUAAUCACUUCUGAUAACACCAGCGCUCUGUUGGAGUGGAGAAACUUUGGAACAAGGACUAACCUGCUGAUCGAAAAUCUUCAAAACCAGGCUCUGCAGUUGAGUAGGUUCCAGAUAGAAACAAAGUUCAACGCGCAUUUCACUGAGGAAGAAACAGAGGACGUGUUUCGAGUCAGUCGCCAUGAAAGGAGCAGAGUCAAGUACAUGCAGGGCCUCAUCAGAAACACCCUCUUCAUGAACACUCCGGACUUUACUUUGACCGUCAUUCCUCUACAAGGCCAGGCCCUUCAUAUGUACAUCUUGCUUCCAAGAAACGAUAUUUAUAACAUCCACCAUUUCUCGGAGUCGAUUGAAGACUUCCAAACGUUUAAAGCCAUACAGGAGGAGCACAAAUACAACUUCCUAGACCUUAAAAUAAGGCUUCCGAACAUUUUUAAUUGCACCGAGGAGUUGGACGUUCUUAAGGGACUGCGGAGCCGAAGCGCAAAUCUUGAAGGGCCUUUUAACUUAAACAGAGUUGCACACGACCUGAAACUGACUCACGCAGUUCAGCAGCUCCAAAUAUCUAUUAGCAGCAAAGAUGCACAGGAAAAAAUGAGGCAAGAGGAAACUGCUGAAAAUCCUGUCCCGCUGGUCAAUCUGCAAGUAACUACUCCAUUUCUGUUCUUCAUUAUGCAGGAAAAACACAAAAUCGUCCUGCUGUGGGGGAGCAUUUCGGAUCCUUCCCAACUUGUUCAUCGAACCUUAAGGCCUUAGUUGUAGAAAUCCUGCUAGCUCUAAUGUGGGUUUAAGUCCAACAAAGAAAAUAGAUUUCAAAAAGACACCUCGGUAAACUAUGUGAAUCUAUACAUUGAAUUAAAUGAGUCAGAAUAUGAAACGGGCAUUAUCGAUGGAUUAUGGCCCGUCAAGUAUCAAGAUCAAAAACAACAAUACAUCAAUGAUCGAUUUAUUGCCCAGCAUUUCCAAGUCUAAUAAUUCAUCUCAGCGACUUAGUCAUGGAGCGCAAACACGGAAUGUUUUAUGUAUCGGAUAAUCGAGCUCUAUGAAAAACAGCAAAUCUAUCUGCAAAAUUUAAUUGUUUAUUAAAUAGUUCUGAACGUAGCCUGAAUAAUAUCUGGCAUGUUCGAUAUAUACCAUCUGACCUAGACACUUUCUUUCAAUGAGAUAAAGUUGGCUUGGAAUGGUUUCGAUCGUUAAUCAUUUGUUCCAGUUGGCCAAAAAAUCUGGAUUUUUUCUGGAUGAAAAUUUUCAUUAGUUUAGGUAAUUCCAGCAUUAGAGCUAAGUCGUACUGGAUAAAAACGCACAUAAAUUCUGUUAAAUAAAUUGAGGGAUUUAUUUUAGA